CUUCGGAUCGGCCCAGUACCGUCGUUCCCUCGCGAGAUUUGGUCGGUCCGGUGUGUUCCGGAGAGGUUUAGCGGAACCAUCCCUUUCGUCGCCACGGGUGUCCGGGGAUCGCCGGGGGUUCCUUGGGCCGCUAAACCCAAUGGGUCGUGGCUGGCUUUUACGGUGGUUUGGGUGUUGAAGCGUUUGACUUGUUCGAGUCGGAGGAAGUGCUAUGCGCAGUGUCUUAAUAGGGAUUCAGGACUGUUUAUUACUCCUUACACCUCGACAUGUUGAGGUUUCUCUACUGUGUCUGGUUCGAGCAACUACUUCAUGUGGUGGUCUUUGUCGUGUAAUUUAGCUCCAACAGAUCGGUACUCUGGUAGUUGUGCUUCAGUAUUUGGCAAAUGUCUAUAUGUGUUGGGAUAUGCAUUAAAGUUAGAAAGCAGAAUGGAUUUAUUGAAAAUAUUGCCGUUGUUAUAUAGGUGUGGCAGUGGAGGGUCCAAAAGCUAAACUUUUUUUCAUAAUUUGUUGAGGGCUUCUGGUAGUUGAUUUUCAUUUCCUCGAGGUUUUCAUUAGCUCAUGGGAUUAUCUAGCAGAUAAUAUAUGCGCUUCUGGCAUCUGUCUACCGUAGUUUUAAUCUUUAGAAACUUUUUUUUGUAGCUGGGGCUGUCAUUGCUUUUAUGCUGAUGCCUUGGAGGGUCUUAAACUUAAACCUUUUUUCAUAAUUUGUUGAGGACUUGGGGUUGUUGAUUUUUGUUUCCUCGAGAUUUUUGCCUGCUCUUGGGAUUAUCUUGGCAAAUGAUUUAUGAGCUUUUGGCUUCUGUCUACAGUAUUUCAAUCUUUUGAAAACUUCUGUUUGUAGCUUGAGGCUGUCAUUGCUUCUGAUCUGUAUGCCUUCUGUAGUGUCCUUUUAAGCUUAAGCUGUCUCUUAACAUUCUGAGCAUUUCAUAUUUGGUAGGGUUCAGAAGUGUGCCAAGUGUACAAACAAUCUGUCAGUUUACCUGACUUCCUCCGGAUCAUUUACUAAAUAUAGGCAUGCACGUAUUGCAAUAUAUUGACUUUUCAUGUGGAUUUUCAGUUCAUCUAUGAUUUUGUAUUGAAAAGGUGUUUUUUAUUAGUACUCAUUUAGAAAUAGUGAGGUAUAGCUGUAUAGUUCUCUUAGAUCUUUGAAUAGUGCUUGUCGCGGAAUAGUGAGGUAUAUUUGUUUAUACGACCCUUAGGUCUUUGCACUUUAUCAUGUAAACAUUGUUAUGAUUAUGAAAAGGUUGAUCAAGGUGUUUGAUAUCCCCUUUCCUACAUACAUUAGUUUGAGGGUAGAUACAUGUCAUGUAAUUUCUGUUCCAGCCUUGCUGUCUGCUUACAUUGCUUGAUCAUGCUCUUGUUUCAAAAAUGUAACUGUUAUUUCCAUGUGCAGCCUCCCAUUAGGAGCAUAGGGCACACUUAAGUGUUUUCCCAGGCCAAGCCUGCCGGGCAAGGAAGUGCGGGGGUGCAUGGUUUCCUUUUCUGGCAUCGAUCUUAAACUUGCUUCUUCUUUCCUCUUCUUUCCCGUUCUGAUCAACUCAUCGCUGUGCUGCGUUACUGCCUGCCGGCUUCUAUUUAGUGUCUUGUUCAUUUCACUUGAUAUUUGUUGUGUCGGCUUGAUUUGUUCGCCAGCUAAAUCAGUUUGUAUCUUGAUCAGUAUGCUACAUGUUUCAGUGGACAUAAUAUCUGCAAUUGAGUUUGACAAAUCUGGGAAUCAUCUUGCUACUGGAGAUAGAGGUGGACGUGUGGUUUUGUUCGAAAGAACAGACAUUGCUGAUAAUGCUUGUCGAGGAGAACUUGAGAGGCAAGAAUAUCUUGUUUCUAGGCAUCCUGAGUUCCGUUACAAGACCGAAUUUCAGAGUCAUGAACCUGAGUUUGACUACCUAAAAAGUUUGGAAAUAGAAGAGAAGAUUAACAAGAUCAAGUGGUGCCAAACAACCAACAAUGCACUCUUUCUCUUGUCUACAAAUGACAAAACAAUCAAGUAUUGGAAGGUUCAAGAGAAAAAGGUGAAACGCGUUUCAGUGAUGAAUUUGGACACCUCCCAAAGUUCAGACAAUGGUUCAACUUCAAGUCCGGGUACCAGUAGUUGCAGAGCUCUUCUUCCAAAUGGUGGAUGCACAGGAAAAAUGUACAGUCCAAACAACAAUAUGUCAUUUCCUCCAGGAGGAUGCACAUCGCUGCGUUUGCCUGUGGUGGUUACAGGCCAAGAAUUUACUCAUGUUGCGAGAAGCAGACGUGUAUAUGCCCAUGCCCAUGACUACCAUAUUAAUUCCAUUUCAAAUAAUAGCGAUGGAGAAACGUUCAUAUCAGCAGAUGAUCUGCGAAUAAACCUUUGGAAUUUAGAAAUUAGCAAUCAGAGCUUUAACAUUGUUGAUGUGAAACCUGCAAACAUGGAGGAUCUAACUGAGGUGAUCACUUGUGCGGAGUUCCAUCCAACUCACUGUAAUACACUAGCAUAUAGUAGCUCAAAGGGUACUAUUCGGCUUAUUGAUCUGCGACAGUCAGCACUGUGUGACAACCAUGCUAAACUAUUUGAGGAGCAUGAAGCACCUGGAUCAAGAUCCUUUUUUACAGAGAUAAUAGCAUCAGUUUCAGAUAUAAAAUUUGCAAGGGAUGGAAGACACAUUCUUAGUCGUGAUUAUAUGACACUCAAGUUGUGGGAUCUAAACAUGGAUUCAGGCCCAGUUGCAACUUUUCAGGUUCAUGAAUACUUACGUCCUAAGCUUUGUGAUUUAUACGAGAACGAUUCAAUUUUUGACAAAUUUGAGUGCUGCCUCAGCGGCGAUGGACUCCAUGUUGCAACUGGUUCUUAUAGUAAUUUGUUUCGUGUUUUUGGUUGUUCUCCUGAAAGCGUGGAGGCAUCAACGUUGGAAGCCAGCAGAAAUCCCAUGAGGCGACAGGUUGCUGAUCCAGCAAGGCCUGCACGGACUCUGACCGGUGCUGUGAGGAGAGGUGGAGAGAACACAAGCGUUGACGCCAGCGGAAACUCUUGCGACCUCUCAACAAAGCUGCUCCAUCUUGCGUGGCACCCAACUGAGAACUCCAUCGCGUGCGCUGCCGCAAACAGCUUGUACAUGUACUACGCAUAGGGGAACGUGCUAGAGAGAACUGGUACAGUAGUGCUUUUUUUUUGCUUGUUUGCUUGCUUGAAGUGAAAGGCGUGGUCUUUCACACGUUCAAGGAUCCAGGCGCAGGAAACUGUUGUCGGUUCGAUGGCUGGGGAGCCCCCGAAAAGCGGCAGUCGGUGAUUCCACAAGAUCAGUCCUGGCACAAGCUGACUUCCUCCUCGGGAUUUUCCUUGGUGGAUGUGAAGCUGAAGCAUGUGUUACUGGUUUAUUAUUACCGAAGCUUUUUGGCACCCAAGGUAUGACGACGGCUGUAGCUGCCUGCCUUGUAGCGAAAUUGGCUGCGGAAGGAUAAAAGGAAGCGGUAAGAAGACAGACAGACAGGUCACAGGAAUACCUGCUCACGUAUCACAAAGGCUGUAAGAUUUUUCCCCCCUUCUCUUUUACGACGUGUAAUGCAACCUAGUCAGAGCUAACCAUCAGUUGUCGUGAACUCUGAUAGUUUCUGUCAUAGAUACUGUAGAUUUUAUCUAUGCAGCUGCUGUUGUAUUCAUUAGAUUGUUCGGAUAAGUGUACCAGUGGGCUGUGAUUUGCUGGUUGUGGCCGUGAUGUGGCUACGCGGAGGAAUUCGACCGAAGUUAAAUCUC
This is a messenger RNA of Zea mays, 3715 nucleotides long. RefSeq lists its product as uncharacterized. Gene Ontology annotation, cellular component: protein phosphatase type 2A complex. The transcript has 13 exons. NCBI's taxonomy places the organism in Eukaryota, Viridiplantae, Streptophyta, Magnoliopsida, Poales, Poaceae. Bases 1470 to 3092 code for a protein of 540 amino acids. The record is from RefSeq and is a predicted model, not a curated record. Gene Ontology annotation, molecular function: protein phosphatase regulator activity; protein binding.